Molecule: messenger RNA, 3523 nt
Organism: Dunckerocampus dactyliophorus (ringed pipefish)
Lineage: Eukaryota; Metazoa; Chordata; Actinopteri; Syngnathiformes; Syngnathidae
Gene: notchl
Product: notch receptor, like
Exons: 10
Coding region: 681-3158 (825 amino acids)
Biological process (GO): cell differentiation; Notch signaling pathway; multicellular organism development
Cellular component (GO): membrane
Molecular function (GO): protein binding
Source: RefSeq, a predicted model, not a curated record
AUUUAAUGUUAAUAUUUCUUAAAAAUAAAUUAAAAUAUCAUUACAUUUUAUUUAAUUGUUAUUGUAUUAAAUAAAAUUGAAAAUUACACGUACUUUCGUAUUUUGCAAAAAAAAGUAUAACACAACCUACAUAAAAUAUAUAUUUUAUAACAAAUUACAUAUAUUAUUUAGAUAUAAAAUACAUAUAUUAUUUAGAUGUCAUUGAAAAAUAAAAAGUGGAAAGAAUUUUUUUGGUAAGUCAUUUUACAAAUAAAAAUUGGCUGUAGAAGUUGGGGGAAAAAAACGACAAUUUUAGCGUCAUUUGAAUUGAAUGAAACAAACAGAGUAGUUUGAGGGUUUAUGAAUCAUAAUUCAAUCAAGUAAUCAAGGCUUGAAAAACACGUAACCUCUUUAACCGACACGAGUGCUUGAACUGGGUCAUUGCUGUUUGUUUUAAUAUCCCUCCCUCACUCAGUGAGGUUACGUAUGUCUGUAUGGUCCCCACCUGCCAAGCCCAUUGUCCCGCUCCAUCCCAAUCCUCAUUGCCACGGUGACAACCUUUGACCUUUAUCCAGUCCUGGCCCGCUCCAUUUCCUUUUGCUAUUCGCUUCUCCUGGAAACUUCCUGUUUAUGUCGGGCCCCCUCUUCCUGUUCCCCUCCAACACUUUGCUGUUGCUCAGAAACAAUGAGCGCUACGAUUGAUGUGGCGAUUAGACGCAAGGAAAACAGUCUUGAUGGUCUUAAGUGUAGCAAAUACAGUACAGUACCGGCCCAGCUCGUUUAAGUUCAACCCAUUUAGACGCCGCCGUAGAAAUGCAUCGCUUCAUUCUUCCGAGGCAGCGUCUGGUGACCCGUGGGGACAGUGCCCUGCCAGCAGGAAGUGUAAGGACAAGUUUGGGGACGGAUCGUGUGACAGAGAGUGUAUGGAGCCCGAAUGUCUCCGGGACGGCCUGGACUGCCUGAAGGACAGAGGCCACUGCAAUCCGGGCCACAUCCCGUACUGCAGCAACCACUAUGCCAAUUCCCAGUGCGACAAGGGGUGCGACAGCGCCCCCUGCGGGUGGGACGGCAGCGACUGCUUUGCCCACCAGAGCCCCCUGUGGGCCAAGGGCACCCUGGUGGUGCACACCCGCAUCGCGCACAAAGGCGGCGGCGCGCUCGCCAACACGACGCUGCUGUGGGCGCUCAGCGUGCUCCUGCGGACGGCGCUCAAGCAGAGAGGCUCGGCUCCGCUCGCUGCCAACAGGAACUUGUUUGAGUUCGACCCCCAGCAGCUCGUCGACUUGCUGGCUCAAACCACGCCGGCAGAUUCAGACGGCUCCCUGGUUUUCCUCCAAGUGGACAACCGACCGUGUUCCCGCCAGCCCUCUACCUGUUUCCCGUACGCCACAGAGGCCGCCAGCUUUCUUCGCGCCGUCAUGCUGCUGAACCCCGCCUCGUAUCCCGCCCUCCCGGAGCUGAAGGCCGUCAUCGCUAUCCGCGGUGUCCAAGACGAGAUAGGAAGCAGGGAGGAGGAAACGCGGAAGGAGGAAGUCAAGGAGCCGACCCCUGCGUGGUUGUGGGCCGUGGUUGCUAUAGCGACAGCCUUGCUCUUGGCCUUGGCCCUGGUGGUCUUCCUGGUGAUGAGGCGGGUGAGGCAGCAGAGAAGGGAGAGAGAGGGCAGCGCCAGCGGCCCCCAGGUGAGACACCGCUCCACCGCCACCGACAACGACGACGUUAAAUCCAAGGCCUGGACACCGCACGGCGCCACGCAGGAGCCGAGAGUGCGGUCGGGGCGGGAGAAAGACAAGAUGGGCCUGAGGAAGAAGAAGAAAGCCAAGGAAGCGGAGAAGAGGAGGAGGAGGGAACCCCUUGGGGAGGAUGCCAUGAGAAUGAGACCUCUCAAAAGGGACCAGGAUAUUGCCAGCGACACAGACUUCACUCAGAGCUCCAUGGAGGACAUCAGCGCGAGGUGCGGCAGCCGCCAGGAGGACACCUCCAUCUGUGACCACCGGAACCAGGAGCUGAAACACUACCGGGCCGGCGGCUCGCAGCCCCGCAGGCCAGCACCUUCUUCAUCCAGAGGCUGGGAGAGGAACGCCAUGCCUCCACCUCUGCUCAGUCCUCCUCAGCAGUCGGCAGAGUGGUGCGGUCCGGACGGCUCUGUGGUUCUGAUCCGUGCGGUGCGUAGUGGACUGGACAGAGUGGUGCUGGAGCUCCUCCGAGCUGGAGUGCCUGUGAACAACACAGAUCACACUGGGAGAUCGGCCCUGCACUGGGCAUGCUCAGUUAACCACCUCUCCCUAACAAGGACGCUUGUCCGUUAUGGCGCGGCCGUGGACCUGCAGGAUAAUAAGGGUGAAACCCCUCUUUUCCUCUCCGCCUUCUACGGUUGCUACGACACCACCCGACUUCUCCUCCUCCACGGCGCCAACCUGGAGCUCCAUGACCGCAGAGGGCGCCGCCCGGUGGACGUGGCCAGGGAAGGCCUGCAUCACCAAGUCCUGGAGCUCCUGUUGGCCCACCAAAUUCAAAGAGUACCCGCCCCGGUCGACUCUGCCAACGAAAUGAUAUGGGAAGAGCGCGCUUUGAUGUACUCGCCGUGGGUCGGGACGCAAGGGCUGCCUGGACGAAGCGCCUCCUUCUCCGGCAUGGUCGCGCCUCGAGACAUGACGCCACCGCCGCAGAGUAACUGGUCCAUGGGCAGCGUACAAUACCCGCCCCCUCAGAACUGGCGACCGCAGCUCAACCAAUCGGCAACGGCGCUGGUGCCUCCCCGAGUCAUGGGCCGCUCCCCUCGGCCAAUCAGCACUUUGCAGGAGGUGACCUCGGAGGACGAGGACCGGGAGCGGCAGCAGGAAGUUCCCAGAGCGGUCACGCCUCACUUCCUGUCACCCCAGCCGGCCCCCCGGCAGCGCUCCUUCUCGUGUACCCAGCACGCUUUGCAGCGUCGCUCCAGCGCCCACCAGCUGGAGCCCAACUACCUGAUUGUGACUGACAGAGCAGCCAGCGAGCACACAGAAAGGAUGAUGUCACCUCCCGUGGAUUCGGAUCCGGAUCGCCAGCCGGCGGUAAACGGUGACAACAGCAGCGGCGGCAGCAGAGCGGAGCAAGCGAUCGUUAGCGCCUCAAAUUUAGAGCCGAAACCUCGGGGGGAAAGGUCACACAACAGUGCUGACGCCACACAGACGGCGUUGUGAAUGGAGCAAAGAGCAAUAAAAUAUCAACUUCCCGUUUAUUUGACCCUUAAAUAUUAAUAAAGAAUAUGCAAAAAGAUAACUUCCUGACUUGGAGGUUACUUGGACAUUCGACAUAGAUGCAACGUGAGCCCACAAGAAAACUCCAAAGCUUGGACACAUACAACCUCAGUGUACCUUCAGGGGUGUAAAAUACUGUUAUUUGUUACAUGUAAUGCCUGUCAAAAGUAUUUGUACAAAGUUACACCCCUACUAUCCUUCUAAAUGAUUCAAUGUUGUGUCUUUUUAAGGAAGGGACGAUGUUAGUUGUACAUUUUCUAUUUCUUGCACACUGACAAUAAACUGUUUGAGAUUAAUUUCAUACAAUA